Messenger RNA from Papaver somniferum (opium poppy), 618 nucleotides. RefSeq lists its product as uncharacterized. NCBI's taxonomy places the organism in Eukaryota, Viridiplantae, Streptophyta, Magnoliopsida, Ranunculales, Papaveraceae. Bases 1 to 618 code for a protein of 205 amino acids. The transcript has a single exon. The record is from RefSeq and is a predicted model, not a curated record.
AUGAGAGCACAACUACCAACAACCAGAAACCCUAAUUCCUCCACUUCCCCUUCUUCACCACAACCAACCAGGGCUUCAACCUCAUCCCAACAGUCAUGCUCAACAAUCCAGGAAGCGCAUCAAAGCCCACUACAACAUCGAAACCUAACUCUACCAACCAUACCUUCACCACCACCAUCACAAACUAUAUCCUUGACCACUUCACCAUCACAACCAACACCACCACCACCAACAACAACAACAAACCCUUCUGAGAUUGUAGCAACACCGAUUCCGACUCACCUAACCAAAAAGAUGACCCGACAAGGACUAAACUGGACCGCAGUUCCACAAAAUCCGAAUGCAAAGGGCACUGCAUCAUCAAUACCGGGAAAAGCGGAACAGACUGACAAAGGGAAAGCUAUACAAACCCAUCUUCCAGAACAUUCUAUCCAUGAUGUACAUUCAGUGGAACUAACAGGCCGAAAGAAUGAUCCUACUGACAUCCUGAUCACUAAAAGCCAAAUGGGACAGACAGUUCAACACCCAUCAACCCAGAUCCAUUUUGGAGGCCAGAUGAAAUUUGGAGUACCAACUGGUCAAACACAGUUCAUGGGCACAGGAGGAAUUGGGAAAUAA